Messenger RNA from Hibiscus syriacus, 1478 nucleotides. Its product is annotated as calmodulin-binding receptor-like cytoplasmic kinase 2. The record is from RefSeq and is a predicted model, not a curated record. Bases 91 to 1392 code for a protein of 433 amino acids. The transcript has 6 exons. Gene Ontology annotation, biological process: protein phosphorylation. NCBI's taxonomy places the organism in Eukaryota, Viridiplantae, Streptophyta, Magnoliopsida, Malvales, Malvaceae. Gene Ontology annotation, molecular function: protein kinase activity; ATP binding.
UCUUUAAUACUAUCUCCAUCCCCACAGCUACCCGCCAAUUCUAAGUCAUUACGUACACCAUUUCUCUCUCUCUUUUUCUUACCUUUCGUGAUGACCAGCUCCACCAGCAGCUCGAAAAGCAGGAACCCGAGCUCAGGCUUACGAUCAACGCCGGACCGAUUUGCUAACUCUCCUUGCUUUUCGUCCUACUCUGCACCACCUGACUCUCGGAAACCCGAUUCAGGUCGGAAUCCAUUAACGGUUGCCGCCCGGUCCAUUGCUGGAGCUUUUAUAUCCUGUUUUACACCGCCGGAGACAACUGAAAGCAAGAAUUUAAAAGUAUCAAAAGAGUUUGGAGCUCCUUACGUUGCAUCGGAAACAUCAAGAACGACACGGGGUUCGAAUAGAGGAAUUUAUUCCAAUCCAACUAAGGAGAGAGGGCCAGGGAACACGAAAUUCACGAUGGACGAAAUUCUCAAGGCCGCAAGGAACUUCUCCCCUGCUUUCAAGGUCGGGCAAGGCGGAUUCGGAACGGUUUACAAGGGAAAACUUCAUGAUGGAACCCUUGUUGCUAUCAAACGGGCUAAAAAGAGCGUGUAUGAUACGCAUUUGAGUGUGGAAUUCCAAAGUGAAGUAACAACACUGGCACAAGUGGAGCAUUUGAAUUUGGUUAAAUUUUAUGGGUAUUUAGAGCAUGGAGAUGAAAGAAUAUUGGUUGUGGAAUAUGUCCCCAAUGGAACUCUUAGGGAACACUUGGAUGGUGUUAAUGGGAAAGAACUUGAUUUUGCUGCACGGCUUGAUAUAGCCAUUGAUGUGGCUCAUGCAAUUACCUAUCUUCAUAUGUAUACAGAUCACCCAAUUAUCCACAGAGACAUAAAGUCCUCCAACAUCCUCCUUACCGAAACGCUUCGAGCCAAGGUCGCCGACUUCGGUUUUGCUAGGCUGGCUGCCGAUACGGACUCUGGUGCAACCCAUGUGUCAACGCAGGUUAAAGGAACCGCCGGCUACCUGGACCCAGAAUACCUCAGAACCUAUCAACUUACUGAAAAGAGUGAUGUUUAUUCAUUUGGAGUAUUAUUAGUUGAACUAGUCACAGGCAGGCGCCCCAUUGAACCAAAAAGGGAACUCAAUGAGCGGAUAACGCCAAGAUGGGCAAUGAAGAAGUUCACUGAUGGUGAUGCCAUUUCAGCCUUGGACCCUCUGCUAGAACAGACUGUUGGAACUAAUUUAGCCCUAAAAAAGAUUCUCGAACUAGCGUUACAAUGCCUGGCUCCCCGUAGGCAGAGCCGGCCGAGUAUGAGGAUGUGCGGGGAGGUGUUAUGGAGCAUCCGUAAGGACUAUAGAGAACAAUCAGGUUUAGACUUUCGCUCUCCUUCAUCUACUUCUCAAAUGAGUGCCUCAGUUAAUGAAUAAACCCAGGUAUGAUUUGACACAACAUAUUGCAAAUCUUGUUGUCUGAUUGCAUCUGUAUUUCUUAACGUUUUAGUGAAGGAAACAGA